AUGUGGCACCCGGCCAUGUACGGUUUUGAGCCUGAGGACUUGCAGUACAGCAGGGCCUCGCAGCCUAUCGCGCCUGGCUCAUCUUUUAACACCUGGUGGUUCCGAGGUGACAUUAACAAGCCCCCAGCCGAGGGCCAGUUUCUCGAGCUCCCCGCUGGCGGGGUGUUCACGGGCCAGAUCUCAAAUAACAAGGUGUUCACCGACUGGGGCAAAAAGCCCAAGCCCGAUAUUGGCAAGAUGGCUUCCAGCGCCGAGGGCGUUGGGCUCCUCCACACCCGCGACAUGCCCGGGAUUCCCCCCGAGCAGACCAAGGAGGUCAUGGGUUGUGGCCUGGGCAUCGCCUAUGAGUCGGACGUCCACAAGAUUCAGCCUGAGGACUUUGCCAUAAUUUCCACCAACCGCUACUGUCCUUGGUACCGUGACGUUGACUUCGCUAUCCCCAAGGACUUGCCCGCCUGCCCGCCAGGUGGCUGCCACUGCAUGUGGGGCUGGAUUCACAACGAACGCGGCGGCGGGCAGGAGAUGUACUUCACUGGCUACCGCUGCAACGUUACGGGUGCGACGGGUGUCAUCCCCAUCCCCAAGCCGGCUAUCGCGCGCAAGUGCCCGUACGACAAGAACAAUUGCACCAUUGGCGCCAAGCAGCCCCACUACUGGCUCAUGGGUGAGCGCAACAACAACCAUCAGGGAUACUCGGACGCGCCCUUCUACAACGAAGCGUACGGAUUCGCGCACGGCGCCCAGAACGAUCUGUGG
Cutaneotrichosporon oleaginosum is the source of this 756-nucleotide messenger RNA. The record is from RefSeq and is a predicted model, not a curated record. Lineage: Eukaryota; Fungi; Basidiomycota; Tremellomycetes; Trichosporonales; Trichosporonaceae.